ACUACUGAUGUACUGGUCUUGCUGGAAGAUUUACACGUCAAAUAUGAAGUUCGUCUAUGCUGUGUGCAUCUGGAUUUGUCUGUCAGGGUUUGGACAUUCAGCUGCUGAUGGGAUUUUCAUAAACAAACGUGAAGGAGAUCAAGUCACAAUUACAUGUACUCCUGUACCGGAUUCAGAAAACAAAAAGUAUUUCUGCAGACAUCAAUGUAAAGAUGAAGAUAUAAUAGUAUCAUCUGAUCGGACUUCUAUCGGGAGAUUCAGACUGAAAGAUUAUGGAAAAGGAAAGUUUACAGUGACGAUCACUGAUCUACGGGAGUCAGACUCUGGGAAUUACAAGUGUGGAGUGAAGCUACAUAAAGUAGACGAAUAUGAAGAGGUCAAUCUGAAAAUAUCUAAAGGUGUUAACAGCGAUAUUACCACUUAUACAACUGUCACACCAGCGAUCACCACAUCUGUAUGUACAUCUGAUUAG
Messenger RNA from Misgurnus anguillicaudatus (oriental weatherfish), 472 nucleotides. The record is from RefSeq and is a predicted model, not a curated record. Lineage: Eukaryota; Metazoa; Chordata; Actinopteri; Cypriniformes; Cobitidae.